CGCACUGUGGUUUCUAACACGUGUGUUUCUGGAGUUGAAGCGUGGUGUUCCUAUGGCAACGGUGUAGGACAGUCCUACAGCAACAGAUUAGUAGCAGGAAAAUGGAUCUCCCAUCCCAACAGGUUUGGGACACGUAGGAUUGGAUACCUGCGUACAGUUUUGUGCCUAACGACUUAAAUUGGGUCUGUUGAAUGGUACAUGCACAUUUGCACAAGGUUUCCUGGUAAUUUCGCGGACCUCUGUACAACUGAUAACGUGUGGAUUAUACGGCUUGAUAGAGGGGGGGUCGACAUCAUGUGGGUGUGCCUGCUUGCCCCUACGGCUGAGGAGGACCGGCUCCGAAGGUCCAGUUGAAGUUUGGGUCCCAGGUCAAGCCCACCUCCAUCUGAGAAAAGCUGGGUGCGUUUGCCGUCGCAUAUCCCUGCACUAAAGAAUGGGCUUGCCUGUACCGGACUGCUCUGAGGAGGAGCCCCAGGCGGACCCCAGUAGCAAUGGGGGGGUGGAGGCCGGGGAGGAAGGGGAGGGCUGGGGCAGCGACAGCCAGCCUGAGGAACCCCUACCUCCAUCCAGGCAAGAGGGCAAGAGGAAAAAGAAGAGGAAAAAAAGACUGUGGAUUAAUCUGACCAACUGCAAGUAUGAGAGCGUGCGUCGGGCAGCCCAAAAGUACGGCUUGAGGGAGUCUGCGGAGGGGGAGGACUGGACCCUGUUCUGGACGGACUGCUCCGUCUCCCUGGACCGGGUCAUGGAGAUGAAACGAUACCAGAAAAUCAACCAUUUCCCGGGCAUGAGUGAGAUCUGCAGGAAGGAUCUGCUGGCUCGCAACAUGAACCGCAUGCUGAAGCUCUUCCCCAAAGACUACAACAUCUUCCCACGCACAUGGUGCCUUCCUGCUGAUUACAGCGACUUCCAAGCCUACACCCGCGCCAAAAAGUACAAGACAUACAUCUGCAAGCCGGACUCGGGCUGCCAGGGCCGCGGCAUCUUCCUCACCAAGUCCAGCAAAGACAUCAAGCCCGGCGAGCACAUGAUCUGCCAGGUCUACGUCUCUCGGCCUUUCAUCAUCGACGGCUACAAGUUUGACCUGCGUAUCUAUGUGCUGGUGACCUCCUGCGACCCCUUCCGGAUAUUCCUCUACGAGGAGGGCCUGGCACGCUUCUGCACCACACAGUACAACGACCCCACCAACGGAAACCUGGACGACGUCUGCAUGCACCUUACCAACUAUGCCAUUAACAAACACAGUGAAAACUUUGUACGUGACGAUGACACAGGCAGCAAAAGGAAGCUGUCUACCUUCAACAAGCACCUUAAGUCCAUGUGCUACAACGUGGAGAAGGUGUGGGUGGACAUUGAAGACGUGAUCAUCAAGACGCUAAUCUCGGCGCACCCCAUCCUCAAGCACAACUACCACACCUGCUUCCCCAACCACGCCGCCGGCAGUGCCUGCUUCGAGAUCCUGGGCUUUGACGUGCUGCUAGACCACAGGCUCAAACCAUGGCUUCUGGAGGUGAACCACUCGCCCAGCUUCACGACAGACUCCCGUCUGGAUCGGGAGGUGAAGGACGGGCUGCUGUACGACACGCUGGUGCUCAUCAACCUGGUGGCCUGCGACCGCCGCAAGAUCACAGAGGAGGAGAGACGACGCGUCAAGGAGAGACUGCAGCAGAACCGCUCCCGAGAGGCCAGGAGUCAGGAGCUGCGGCAGUGCCACGCGGCCAGCGUGGAGCAGAUGGAACGCUACGAGGCCAAGCACAUGGGAGGCUUCCGGCGCAUCUUCCCCCGCGAGGGCGGCGACAAGUACGACAAGUACUUCAAGCACUCCAGCUCCCUCUUCCAGGACACCGCCGCCUCCAAGGCCAGAGAGGAGUGUGCCAGGCAGCAGCUGCAGGAGUUGCGUCUGAAGGCGGAGCAGAAGGAGCGCGAUGUGAAGGGCGGCCGCAAGAAGGAGCUGCAGGGGGAGUCUGCCGGGGAGAAGGCCAAACCCACACAGCUCCGCGCACGCCUCUCCCACUCCACACCCAACCAGCAGCACCUCACCCUGAUGCCCAUGCCCGCCUCCCUCCCCGCGGACCAAUCGGACGAGGAGGAGGUGGCGCGGCUGACGGAGCUACGUCACCGCGAGAGUCUGCUGAGGGACCUGGGCGUCAUCGACCAGGUCUACAAGCUGCUGAAGGGGGGGCUGCCCCCGCCUCCACAGGCCUCAUCCUCAGCGGCCUGCGCCGUGGACUACCCCCAGCACCACCGCCACCAUCACCAUCACCACAAGUCCAACAAGCUGGAGGCUCUGUCGGACUUCUCGCGCCGGCCCAAGCAGCAGCACUGCGCCAUCAUCCAGCGGCCGGUGCCCCCGGGGGGAAAGCCCUGCUUCCAAUACAUCCAGUCCCAGCUCAUCCAGCCCCUCUGGUCCUGGUCCCCCAUGGAGAGGGUCGGCCCUCACCACCACCACACAGCCUCUGGGACCCUGCCUGACCCCUACCACAACCACCACCAUCAUCACCCCCACCACCAGCAGCAGCACCCAGGGUUCGUGCUGCAUCGUGACCCAGAGGAGGAGCACAUGCUGGGGGAGAGGCAACUGGUCAUGGAGCCACGGAGGUCCAGCAGUGCCCAGAGAGUUCCCUGGUCAAUGGUGGGUCAUCACGGCAGCAUGAGCUCCUCGUUUGCAGAGGUGCGGGCGCGGGCGGCCGCCUCCUCCCAGCUGGCGGCUGGCCGUCUGCCCUGUGCCCCCCUCGGCGCCCCCUCUGCCAGCCACGCCGCCGCCCCUCACUCUGCCGUGGGUGCGGGUGCGGGCGCUGCUGGUGCCACCUCCGCCUCCUCCUCCGACACCAAGGCGCUCCAGGGCCUCUUCAUCAUCUCCACGCCCGCCCCCCUCAUGCCGCGGCCCGACUUGGCGCUGCACGUGGCCUCUGGCGGCUCCCCGCGACGCAUCCUCCGCAAGGCAGCCGCCACCACGGCAGCGGCGGCAGCGGCAGCAGGGGCGGGUCCCGCAUCGCACAGGAGAUGAGAUUAGAUGGAGGACGGCAAGAAAGUGAGGCACAGCACCAGAGGAGAACACUGUAUGGACACACAAACACACACACACACACAUACACACACAAACACACACACACACUAUACUGCAAAAACACUCCCACCCGCUAUGACACAGACUUGACCCAACACAGCACCACAGAGAAGAGCGCUGGCAGCUGAGGACACGCACACACACACACACACACACACACACACACACACACACACACACACACACACACACACACACACACACACACACACUGACAUGCACUUGACCCAACACAGCACCACAGUGGAGAGGGCUAGGAAGCCCAGCACCGUAUGGACACACACACUCUGACACAAACUUGACCCCACACAGCAGCGCAGAGGAGCGCAAGAGCACGCACGCACGCACACACACACACACACACACACAUACACUAUGACACGCUGUCCACAAAGCAUUAAAGAUCGCCACAACAGACACACUCUCACUUUGACACGCUCUACAGAAACACCACAGCGUGGUCAAAGGUCUGACACCAGCAUCACAUAUGCACACACACACACACACACACACACACACACACACACACACAACUAUAUUCCACACAGAGACAGACGCACACAUGCUGCACGCAGUUGCAGUUGCAGACUGUGCCUGAGGUAAACACUCUCAGAAAGAUCCUCUGCUCUCUCUGAUGGUCUGGACAUAUUCUCUUAUUUUAACAGAAUACAACAUCAAAAAAGAUUACUUUUUAACCUUCAAAGGAGCUGUGGUGAGAUUAUUUUUUACAAAUUCAGAUAAAUGAAUUGCACAUUUGAAAUGCUGUUAAUAUCCUCUAUUUCAGGCUACUGUGGAUGAUUCUUUUUUAAAUGCAAGUUUGUGUGUGCAGGGGGAGAGAGUGUGAAUGCAAAGUACUUUCAGACAAGCCUUUUGUGUGUGUGUGUGCGUGUGUGCGUGCGUGCGUGUGUGUGUGUGUGAGUGUGUCUCUUUUUUUUAUCACUGUGCACAAACAUCCUUCAAAGCAUAUUACCUCACUUGGAGACGCUGGGCAAUAAAGCACUCAAAUAAAUCUCAUGAAUGUAAGGCAUGAA
Molecule: messenger RNA, 4095 nt
Organism: Engraulis encrasicolus (European anchovy)
Lineage: Eukaryota; Metazoa; Chordata; Actinopteri; Clupeiformes; Engraulidae
Gene: ttll6
Product: tubulin tyrosine ligase-like family, member 6
Exons: 17
Coding region: 434-3004 (856 amino acids)
Biological process (GO): microtubule cytoskeleton organization; protein polyglutamylation
Cellular component (GO): cilium
Molecular function (GO): tubulin binding; tubulin-glutamic acid ligase activity
Source: RefSeq, a predicted model, not a curated record